AUGUCGCUCGGCCUGUCCCCGAACGAAUGCGGUGUUUCAGAGCUCUGGCGUUGGGCCGAACCCGCUGGCUUCGCGGCCCUGGUGCUCGGUGGCGCCAGCAAUGCAGCCGCGGCAGUCACAAGCGGAGCUCUGCUUGGUGCACGCGUGUCCCACGUCAUUUCAGUGGGCUCGUACCGGAACUUUAAGGCGCUUACGACAAUGCAGAUGGAGAACGGCCAUGUCGACAUACAACUUCAGUAUUUUCAGAUGUCUGAUUGGCUUCGACCGGACGAAAGGCUGGACCUGAGACAUGACUUGGCCGAGCCGCUCCAGGCUCUGCAGGCCGCAGUGCAACCUGCAGAAGCAGUUGGCGACCGAGUGGUGCUACUGCACUGCGAUCAGGGCCACAAUCGCUCGCCUACGUUGGCCCUGGCUUUCUUCGUUUGCAAUGGGCACACGUUGCGUGAGGCUUACUGCCGACUCCUUCGAGCUCGAAUGGAUGUCGAUCCAUUGCCGCGAGCACGGGAUGUUCUUGUUUAUUUACUGCCAUCGCUGGCCACACUUACAGGUGGAUCAGGUGGAAACUCCGUUGUAAACACACGUCUCCUGGUCAUGAUGCUAGAAGUGGAAAUCAAAUGUAUAUCCAAGACCGAGCGCUGCGAUGGGGAUCGUGCCGAUAGGUCCAGAACGGGCCCAGCAUGGCCCCAACAAUGUGGGUUGGGCGGCGCUGCCGCCAUACCACAACAAACCUUUAGGCCAUGCUGGGCUUCAAGUGGGUCGUUUCUCGACAUCGUGAACUGUUGGUCUGCUGGGCACCUUCUUGAACCACCUGUAUGUCUGCCACACCAUGUCCUUGCCCGUGUUAUUUGUCAAUCCAGCCGCCAGGUAGCGGGAAGGCGAAGACGUCAUCAACCCUCCGCUAGUCUGCAGUGCUAG
Symbiodinium natans is the source of this 915-nucleotide messenger RNA. The record is from the annotation of a GenBank genome assembly. NCBI's taxonomy places the organism in Eukaryota, Dinophyceae, Suessiales, Symbiodiniaceae.